Lindgomyces ingoldianus is the source of this 833-nucleotide messenger RNA. RefSeq lists its product as uncharacterized. Lineage: Eukaryota; Fungi; Ascomycota; Dothideomycetes; Pleosporales; Lindgomycetaceae. The record is from RefSeq and is a predicted model, not a curated record. The coding region runs from base 12 to 833 and encodes 273 amino acids. The transcript is spliced from 2 exons.
CUCUUGUUACCAUGACCGAAUCCACAUAUCCGCAGAAUACCUCUAACAAGGUUAACCGCUACAAACACCAAGCCACCUAUGAUGUGGAAACGAUCCGUUCCAUCGUCAAUAGCACGCCAGUCCUUCACGUGUCCUUCGUUCCCGAACCGACCAUUCCCGCCCCCAUUGUCCUUCCUAUGAUUGGCCAGUUGGGACUCUAUCCUGGAGAUGAAUCUCGUGGCGAAGGCGAUUGGAAAUGCUAUCUUCAUGGUUACGUUAGCUCCCGUCUGAUGAAGCUGGCAGACGACGCUGUGAAGCGGGGUGAGGAGGGCCUGCCCCUCUGUAUCGCUGCUACAAAAGUAGACGGAUUCGUGCUCACUCUGACACCAAAUUCUCACAACUACAACUACAGGUCCGCUGUUCUACAGGGGUUUGCAACCAUUGUCGAUGACCAGGAGGAGAAGAUCUGGGCCAUGCAACUUAUCACAAAUUCAGUUGUUCCAGGUCGAUAUACCAACACACGAAUUCCCCCAGAUGGCGCUGAAAUGCAGUCCACGCGCAUUCUGAAGCUCAAAGUCACAGGUGCCAGCGGGAAGGUACGAGAAGGCAUUCCUGAGGACGAGAGGAAAGACAUGAAGAGAGAAGAUGUGCUCGACGCAGUUUGGACCGGCGUAAUCCCUGUGUAUGAAAAGCUGGGUGAGCCCCAACCUGGCCCUUAUAAUAGAAUCGCAAAUAUCCCAGAACACGUCACGAAGUUCGUCAAGGAGGAGAAUGAAACUCGGGAGAAGUAUGCUUUUGAAGCAGCACAUAAACCUGCACCAGUCAAGAGAGAAAAGAAGAGCGAAGAUAGCUAA